GUCGCAUAUGCAACAGUCUCACUAUUGUUAUACGAGUUGAAUUCGUCCAUGCAUUUCUCCAAGUACAGUCAAGUAUCCUAUCCAAACGGGAAAACAAAUCGAAUGAUACGCAAACGAUUUAUCCUGCAAUAUUUCAGUCAUUUUUCAAAGUUAUCCUUUAUACCACAGAAGCAUAAUCUAUCACUUGUCAUCGCCCAGAAUUCGGCAGGUAUUCCACUGAAGGCCAGAACCUACUCCAUCCUUGUUAAAAUGAGUUCAGACAAAAAAAUAGAAAAGGCUAAAGCAGAUAAGCAGAAAUCGCUCCAUAAGAAACUGAUGGACGAAAUUAAAAGCAAAAAAGUAACGAGGAGCAUUGCAAAUGAAGCAGAAAAGAACUGGAAAGAGUAUUAUCUGAAGCUGCCAUUGGGGGAAAAGAGGGGACUUUACAGCUGUGGCAAGAAAUUUGUAGAAAUUGAUCAAGUAAAGUCAUGGACAGACUAUGCUGGAAAUAUUGAUGGAAAAGUAAAGAGGACUGCCAAUCCCUUGUUUGAUGUGGAUGAGGAAUUAAACAUGAAGAUAUCAUUGUGGCGUGGAGACAUUACAACACUGGAAAUAGACGUCAUCUGUAAUGCUGCAAAUACUAGUUUAUUAGGAGGGGGUGGAGUGGAUGGAGUAAUACACAGAUCAGCAGGGAAAAAAUUGCUAGAGGAAUGUACCAAACUGAAUGGCUGCGAGACUGGCAGUGCUAAACUAACAGGAGGUUACAAGUUGCCUGCUAAAUAUAUAUUACACACUGUUGGACCUAUAGGAGAAAAUCCGGAGGCCCUUUCCAGCUGCUACAGGACAUGUCUAGAUCUUGCCAAGAAACACAAGCUGCGCACAAUAGCUUUUCCAUGUAUUUCAACAGGGAUAUAUGGUUAUGAUGUGGAAAAAGCAACUCCAGUGGUCAUGGAAGCUGUAAGGGAUUGGCUUCUUUCAGGAAAUAAUAGCAGAAGUAUUGACAAGAUUAUAUUCUGUGUGUUCCUGAUAAAAGAUGUUGCUGUGUAUGAACACAAUCUCCUGAAGUAUUUUCCAAUAGACAAACCUUCAACAGAAUUGCCAGACAAAAAGAAAUCAAAGACAAAAAAUGAAACAGAUGAACCCAAAGAGCAGAAAGAAUUGCCCGAGAAAAAGAAGCCAAAGACUUCAGAUUCUACAAAAAAUAAUACAGAAGAACCCAAAGAGCAGAAAGAAUUGCCAGAGAAAAAGAAACCAAAGACUUCAGAUUCUACAAAAAAUAAUACAGGAGAACCCAAGGAGCAGAAAGAAUUGCCAGAGAAAAAGAAACCAAAGACUUCAGAUUCUACAACAAGUAACACAAAGGAAGUCAAAGAGCAGAAAGACAACAAAACAGAAAAACAACCUAAAAUACAGCCAGCAGAAUCUAAAUCAGACAUUGAGAAAAAGGAAAAGGAAAGAAAUAAUCCAGAAAGGGACAGUGUUAAAGAAAACAUUCAGGAGAGUCAUCUGUAAAUGCAAUUGAUUCGAAUAUUAUUGUCAGCAUUUUUCUUUAUUUUACAUAUGUCAUUUUCAUUUAUUUAUUUCAUUUGUAAGGAUAAUCAUGUUUAAAACAUGGGUAUGAAGAUUUUUGUCUUGGACUAUUUCCAGCUUUUUUAUAUUAUCAUACCAAGUGCUGUCACAUUUUUUUUUUUUGAUGUUACGUAGUUGUAAAUGUGGGUUAAGGCCGGGUACAAUAACAGUUAUUCCAGUAUAUGGGACAUACUUUUAUCAUUUUCUUGACAAAUUCUCCCUUCAUAAUGAGGUUCCUUGCAGUGAUAUUUGAUGUGGUUACUCUCAUAAAACUUAAUUGCUUCGACAGCCAUUUCAGCACACACAUCCCAGCCUUUUGACAAACAUUAGGGGCAGAUAUUUUAGUUAAAGGUGGUCAAUCACAUUUAAACAACAUUUAAUGACAUUUUUUACUUUUUGUAUAUUCUGGUAGAGAAUUAUUUAAGGAACAAAAAGACCGAUUACAUAGAGUUAGAUUCCUAUUUGAAAUGUUUAUUUUAUUAUUUUUAGCUCACCUGUCACAAAGUGACAAGGUGAGCUUUUGUGAUCGCGCAGUGUCCGUCGUCCGUCGUCCGUCCGUGCGUCCGUGCGUCCGUAAACUUUUUGCUUGUGACCACUCUAGAGGUCACAUUUUUCAUGGGAUCUUUAUGAAAAAUGGUCAGAAUGUUCAUCUUGAUGAUAUCUAGGUCAAGUUCGAAACUGGGUCACGUGCGGUCAAAAACUAGGUCAGUAGGUCUAAAAAUAGAAAAACCUUGUGACCACUCUAUAGGUCACAUUUUUCAUGUGAUCUUCAUGAAAGGUGGUCAGAAUGUUCAUCUUGAUGAUAUCUAGGUCAAGUUCGAAACUGGGUCACGUGCAGUCAAAAACUAGGUCAGUAGGUCUAAAAAUAGAAAAACCUUGUGACCACUCUAGAGGUCACAUUUUUCAUGGGAUCUUAAUGAAAGUUGGUCAGAAUGUUCAUCUUGAUGAUAUCUAGGUCAAGUUCGAAACUGGGUGACGUGCGGUCAAAAACUAGGUCAGUAGGUCUAAAAAUAGAAAAACCUUGUGACCACUCUAGAGGUCACAUUUUUCAUGGGAUCUUCAUGAAAAAUGGUCAGAAUGUUCAUCUUGAUGAUAUCUAGGUCAAGUGCGAAACUGGGUUACGUGCCUUCAAAAACUAGGUCAGUAGGUCUAAAAAUAGAAAAACCUUGUGACCACUCUAGAGGUCACAUUUUUCAUGGGAUCUUCAUGAAAGUUGGUCAGAAUGUUCAUCUUGAUGAUAUCUAGGUCAAGUGCGAAACUGGGUUACGUGCCUUCAAAAACUAGGUCAGUAGGUCUAAAAAUAGAAAAACCUUGUGACCACUCUAGAGGUCACAUUUUUCAUGGGAUCUUCAUGAAAGUUGGUCAAAAACGAUGUCAUACUCAAAACUGGGUCAUGUGGGAAGAGGUGAGCGAUUCAGGACCAUCAUGGUCCUCUUGUUUAUAAAAUUUUAUAAUUACUCCCCUUUUAUAUGAAAGUAUAUAAAAAGCUGGGUAUUUCUUUUUAUUUCGAUACAAUGUAUUACAUUUGCAUCUGAUAGACAUAUCAACUAUUGAACAAUCUUAACCAAAAUGCAAGUUUUAAAGCUGUGUGUAGCUUCUGAAUUCAUUUAUUUCCAAUCUAUCUUGGUUGCGCAACCAAGAUAGGCAAAGGGAGGUAAUAAUAAUUUUUCAAACUUGCGUUUCUAAUGAAUUCCAUCUAAAUACAUAAUUUUUAAUGCAAAUAUUUUACAAUUAUAUUACAAUAUGUCUAAUAUUUAUACAUUUCCUUAGGCAAAGUAUGUUUAUCAAAUUUAUACUUAUGAUAAAAUAACUCUAUCUUGAUUGGGCAACCAGGAUAGGAAAAUGAAAAUUUAAAAAUACCUCCAGUGAAAAUCUAAUUUGUAUUAAGUGUUAAGUGAACAUAAAUGAGUGUAAAUGAUCAGAUGCUAAGGUUUCGAACAAAUCCGUUACAUGGCCAAAAUCUGAUUAUCCACCUUUAAGCUGUUUCUGUCUAUGUUAGUGGAGAGUUCAUUUUUGAAAAUUUUAUGUAUUAUAUGUUUGGGAACGUGAUGAGGAAGUUUUGUAUAAUGGAUAUUUGGACACAAUUUUGAGUAUGUUUUUUUUUCUAGACCAGAUAGGAUGAAAUUAAAGGUCAGGGCUGAGGAAAAAUUUACAAUGCUUAUAGUCAUUUGAAUAGUGGAAAGUGGUCAUAUUGUGGAAUAAAUACAAUUACUUUUACAUAUAGGGCAGUUGUUGAUACCUUUCAACUUUUUUUUUGGUGAAACGUGUUUUGGGACUUCGGUUACAAUUAUUACUUUUCAGAAGCAAGGACUAUUAGGGAUUUUGUGAGCAUAUCAAGUUACAAGAGCAGCACACUAUGUUAAGGAUUAAAGGCUCAUAUAAUGUUUGGGAUUAAAGGAGCAUAUAACAUUUGGGAUUACAGGAGCAUACAAUGUUUAGGGUUACAAGAGCAUACAACUUUUGGGAUUACAGGAGCAUACAAUGUUUAGGGUUACAAGAGCAUACAACUUGUGGGAUUACAGGAGCAUACAAUGUUUAGGGUUACAAGAGCAUACAACUUUUGGGAUUACAGGAGCAUACAAUGUUUAGGGUUACAUGAAUAUACAACUUUUGGGAUUACAUGAACAUACAGUGUUUAGUGUUACAGGAGCAUACAACUUUUGUUUGGGAUUACAGGAGCAUACAAUGUUAAGGAUUACAGAAGCAAACAACUUUUGGGAUUACAGGAGCAUACAAUGUUAGGGAUUAUAGGAACACACAAUGUUUUGGAUUAAAGGAGCAUAUAACAUUUUGGAUGACAGGAGCAUACAGCAUUUAAGUUAACAGGAGCAUACAAUUUUUGGUCUUACAGGAGCAUAGAAAUUUAAGGAUUAUAAGAAUACACAAUGUUUUGGAUUACAGGAACAUACACUGUUCAGGAUUACAGUCUAUAAGCUAAAAAAUGGAAACUAUUUGUCAUACAUGGGUGUUUUUAUUUGUUUAAAACUUAAUGUUCCUUCAGUAUGAUUUGAAUAAGUAAAAUGGUCUAUAUUGUAUUUAGAGAUAACACAUAGCACUACCGCAGAUUUUAAAAUAAUGAUGAAAUUGGGUUGUGUAAUUUUAGUUUGGUAUACAAAGAACUGUUGAUUUAAAAUUAUAUAUGGCUGGUGAAUUUUUAGAUCUCAGAAGUUUAUAAGAAGAUAAUCAAAUGUAGAGAUGGCAGUUAUGCUUUUUAAAAAAAAAUAUUUUAUGAGUUGUUUGUAGUACAGAUUGCUAUGCCAUUGAUAAAAUGUUAUUUUCUUUAAGAUAUUGUCUCUUAAACUUAAGAUCUUUUUGAUGACAUUUAUAAUAUGACAUUACUAGGGUAAUGUUUAAUUUUACUUAAAUAUUCACCCAACUUGAGAAAACAUAGCUAGAAAAAAUGAGUGGCAAAUAAUGUUUUAAAAAAUGCAAAAGAGAAAAUAACAGGCCAGCUAAUUUCAGAUCAUGUUACUAUUUACUUCUGGUUUAUUAAAGGUCAAGGUCACAGUGACCCGAAACAUUUAAAGCAUUUCUGGAUGAUAACUUGGAAAAUGCUUUGGCCUAGGAUCACGAAACUUGCUAGAAGGUUGAUCAUGACCAGCAGAUGACCCCAGUGAAUAUUGAGGUCAGCAGGUCAAGGUCAAAGCAACCCGAAACAGUUAAACAGUUUCUGGAUGAUAACUUGAGAACACUUGGGCCUAGGAUCAAGAAACUAAAUAGGGAGGUUGAUCAUGACCAGCCGAUGACCCCUAUUGAUUUUGUGGUCAAUAGGUCAACAAUUUGCUUUCUAUUACUUUUCACAAGUUUUUUAAAGAAAAAUCUUGAAUCUUGUAAUGUGUACAGAUUUUGUCUAAUAUUUUGUGUUAAUUAUGAUUAUAACUAUGUUUGUAUGUGUGCUAUAUUUAACUUCAGAAAGCAGCUUGAAUUGAUCUUGUAAUUUAAUUUAAUAACCAGGACUGUUAUGUUGUUGUUACAGGUUUUCUCUGUUCAUAGAAUAUUGUUAGGAUAUGCACUAUAGUGCAUAAAUGAUGACAAAAUGAAAUACUAAAAGUGAUAUUUGUGGGAAAUGGAAA
Molecule: messenger RNA, 5621 nt
Organism: Mercenaria mercenaria
Lineage: Eukaryota; Metazoa; Mollusca; Bivalvia; Venerida; Veneridae
Product: ADP-ribose glycohydrolase MACROD1-like
Exons: 10
Coding region: 49-1491 (480 amino acids)
Biological process (GO): peptidyl-glutamate ADP-deribosylation; DNA damage response; purine nucleoside metabolic process
Cellular component (GO): nucleoplasm
Molecular function (GO): ADP-ribosylglutamate-[protein] hydrolase activity
Source: RefSeq, a predicted model, not a curated record